CACUUUUUUGUGACUCCCUAUUUUUGCCACUGAGUAGGGUGUCACCGAUGAGUGCCCUCCAUGGGUGUUCAGGGGUGUGACGUGACAGGCUCCAGCACAUGACAUAUCUGGCUUUACCGUGACGUCACAGCCUUAGCAGGCAGGCAGCUCGUUUGUCAGUGGAAGAAGAAGAGGAGCUGCGAGAGAAGACGGAGCUAUCUUUUUACUCUCUUUCUCCAUCUCCGCUGACAAGCUGUCAUCCUCCUUCUCGCUCCAACUCCACCGAAGCAACCGUCGUCACCACCUCUCCCCACUCCCUUUUCAUUUUCAACCUCUUCCUUUGACUACCUUUUUACCCCAUAACCAGAGAUGUUACGACGUGUACCAGAGAUGUUACAAAAUGAGGACGCCCCGAACUAGCGACGACUUCUCCUGCAGUUUAUCUCUACAUUGUGGAUUCGCCUGAUGUAGGAGAGCGAUGCAAAGACGAGGAUGCAAACUCUGAAUUUUGUUUUUGUGCUUUCUUACCUUGAUAGUGGGAGAAGAAAUGAAGUUUAAGGGUUCGUCUUUUCUUGGCUUCCGGUUCACCUGUCCACAUUUGCCCGCCCAUUAGCCCCUCUUACCCCUUCUAAAAACUGUUAACAAGGAAGGUUAUCAUCACGUAGAAGUUAAAGACUGUUUUUUGGGCAUCAUUUGGAGGAAUUAUAUGUGCGCCACGCCGGUGGAUAUGGCUUAAAAUGAUGUUGGCGUCCCUGUCAGAUGGAGAAAAGUCCGUCACUUGAGUGCUAUUAGACACCGUCGACUUUUGGUUGAAACAAUCAUCUCAAUGGGAGGAUACCUGGCGGACUGAUUCGGAAAAAUGUGGAUAAAACGGAGUGUCACUCGCAGCGGUCCAUCCGCUUUGAGGCCAGGCAGCUGUGUGGGGCACCGGGUGUGGAUCCUGCUGGCAAUGACCCACAUGACCUUGGACUUCUGUGUCUGCAGCCCCCUCAGUCAAGGUCUGGGGAUCAAACUCAUGCCUAAACCGGCGCCUCGCUCACGACCUCGCUUGCAGCCCAUCUGGGACACGCCCAACAAGAUUCACUGGAGAACAGUGAGCCCUCUGGCCCGCAGGCUUCUGAACCCUAUCCCUCCACCCCAAGAUGUUAGAUUAGGGAUAGGGCCAAAAGUCAAAGUCCAAAAGCAUCGUAAGCCUCUGCACAAACGACAGGCAUUGUGUAAAGAGUGCCGGUUGGCUGAAGUGGAGACAGGUGAUUCAGUAAUAGCAGAAGCUCUGGCAGGUUUAUCCAGUAGGAACACAGGAGAUAGGGCGAGGUUGCUUCUCAGAGCCAGGAGGCAGCUCAAAUGGGAGAGCUUUGACAAGUCUCAGGAGGGCCGGACUACUACAGUGGCCGGAUUUAUUGACUGGGGACCCACAGGCACAGAUAGUAUAGAUGAGGAUGGUAAACCAGACCCCAAAGUUACCCUUACCACCCGGCCCUCGACUACCACAGUGGCCACAACCACUAGCACUACGAGGUUCUCCCAAAGAACGUUCGCUAUGGUGACUACAUCAGAGCCUAAGAGGCUAAGCACCACCAAGGCCACUAACAGCUUUGGGGAGACUGUCAAGCCACCAAAGCCAAAUGUGGAUACAUCAGGUUUGGCAGUUCACCAGAUAAUCACUAUCACUGUGUCUCUCAUUAUGGUUAUCGCAGCCUUGAUCACAACACUCGUCCUUAAAAACUGCUGUGCACAGUCAGGAAAUGGCCGCCACAAUAGCCAUCAGCGCAAGAUCCACCAGCAGGAAGAAAGCUGCCAAAAUCUGACAGAUUUCACCCCAGCCAGGGUUCCCAGCAAGGUGGACAUCUUCACUGCCUACAACGACAGCCUGCAGUGCUCUCAUGAGUGUGUUCGGACUGCUGUGCCCAUCUACACUGAUGAGAUGAUCCAGCAGACACCUGUCUACAAGACGGCUUACAAUGGAAACAGGCCUUCCCCCUCUGAAAGACAACUAAUUCCUGUUGCCUUUGUGUCAGAGAAAUGGUUUGAGAUCUCUUGUUGACAAGCUGCAGGUCCCUGAUCACUUCCUGUGGGAGGAGGAGAGUUCCCUAAUUCAUGCUUUGGAUCCAAAAGGACACAAGAAACAAACAGCUUCUUUUGUAAAGUAGUGUGAUCUCUCUUUGGACACUGGUGAAGAUAUUUAUUUUUCUAGAGUUGACAAACAGAGCAGUCAUAGUGCUUCUAGCACUCUGUCUAUACCAUCAUUAAGAUGCAGACUGUAUACGACAUAGGUACAUUCAUGGGAUGCGUGGACAAGACUGUGACCAUCGUGGAUAUCUCUAAUCAUUGAUACAUAUUUGACAAAAGGCACCCAAAGGCUCUUCUGCGGGUGGAAGAUGAACUGUAUUUCUGAACAAUGUGCCAAUAAUGCCACUAUGUGCCACAACCUGGACAGAGAAAGAAGUUUCAACAACAAAUGGACAGAACAAAGAGUGCUAUAUUAACCUUGUAUCGACUACAUUGUUUUUGUGUUGUUUUUUUUUUUUUUAAGAAAUGUGAAAAUGAUACAAAUGUAUUUCGAUAUGUUCUAAACUAAUUUUAAGAAAUGUAUUGAAAAAAUUGGGUCAAAAAUGUAUUUAUAUAAAACACCAAUAGGCUGGGAAGAUAGUAGAAAGAACAAAAAUGGUACAUGAUUGAAAUUUUUUAUUUUAAUUUUAAAACUACUAUUUUUUUACACAGAAAACCCUGCCAACACCCGACAAUAGAGAUCCAAUGCCCUUAGGGUUUGCCACUGUUAAUUAAACACUUCCAUCGCAGAUGUUCUUUUCCUGAUUUGAAAGACCGGGAAAUUUAUAGACUUUUAUGCAGCAGACUCCCUGCUGCAGCGUAUCUUACAUUGUACAGUUAAACUGCAUAGAGAUGGACAGGACAUGUAACUGCCUCAGGUCUGUCCCACUCCCGCACACUUUUUAGUUUAUUGCCAAGCUCAACUGUUUUGAGAUCAGUUGUAAUUCACUAUUUGUUUCUAAACCAGCAACUGAUCAAGAUGUAGUGUGGUAGGAGCCUCACAAUCGAAAUGUGUGUGAUGCAAGAUGAAACCCAAUGAGAUAUUACUUCCAGUUUUAUUCCAUUUAUGAAAACCUAUGUUCCUAACAUGGUUUAUGGUGAUUUGUAUAAGAUCAUGAGUAGCCAAACAUGAAUGAUACAAAUGAUCACAUUUAUUUAAAUACAGUAGGCAAAUUACAGUGGGACUUCCAAAGGCAUCUCGGGAUCCAACCGAUCAAACCAAAAGUUAGAGCCAGUAUUAGAAUGUGGUGCAAUAGAUCUGUUUCUUACUUUAUAGCAAAUUUCAUAUGCAAGGAAAACAUUAAGACUAUUCAAUCUUCCUGACUCCAGUAAUUAAAUCAAACAUAAGGACAGACAGGCUUGAUGAUGUUUUGCUUUAAGAAAGCCAGUGAUUGUUCUAUCUUUAUAUGUGCUGUGGGUUUGUACAAAGCACAACUACAUUUCUACAAUUGUAUGUCUUUGGCUGUAGACAUUACUAUUAUACAUGUGGGCUUAUCUACAUUGGCCAUAAGUCACUGAGGUGAUUAUGGGCUUUUAGCCGCUUCCUGAAAAGAUUAAUUGAAGCAAGUUUUGUUUUCUCCCCAUGAUAACAUUAAUGUAAGCUAUUUUAUUAUAUAAGGAGGUUCCCAGAUGGCUUGGGAUAAAAACACUGUGGUGCAAAACAGCUUUCUGCCCAUCUCCAACAUGAAAGCCACUCUCAUGAAUGACAUACCAGAUCAGCCUCACUUGGGUGUCGGGCUGCCGAGUUGCUUCUUUGACAAAACAAUAUAUAUUUUUGAAUGAAGAGUGUUAUCUUAAUAGACAGAGGGUUAUGAAAAAAAUGUAUAUUAUACAUGUGUAAAUGUAUUUUCUAUAUAUUUGCUUCUAUUUGUGUACAGGUGUGUAAAGUUUUUUUCAACACCUCGCCCCAUUUUUGGGCAGGUUACAGCUAGGUCUGGGAUAGUGUCUUUGUUUACAUGUGUAACUAAGGUAUUUCUUUUCAACAAACACACAAAACUAACCUUGUGCCAAGCUUCCUACCUGCACUUUCAAGCAGUACAUGUAUUAUAUCUUUAGAUAAACAGUAUAAUACUUCAGUAGACGCUGCUGUUAGAUCAGAAAACUGGAAUAUUAUUUCCAGCUGGAAUGUCGGGCGGAAAAGUGCAGUGUUGACGAGAACUCUUGGGUUCUUCUGUGUUCACGAUCGGCUGGGAAACCAAUGACUUACUGUCAUUUUAAUUAUGAUAUAUCGCGUUUCUUCACAUUAAUAAUAAAUGGUAUGAAUCUUAACAGUAGCUGCCAAGCAAUCAGCUGCACAUGAACAUGAUGUUCAUUUGUCAUACUUCUUUCAUUUUAUAUUUUGUUUCACAGUAAGCCAAACACUAUGAUUUGUCACUCUUUACUAUAAUUACCUCAAAGGGGAACUGGGGAUUUGGAGACUAUAAAAUAUCAGACGAUAUCUAAAGAAAAAAAGCGAAACAAAGAUGUUAGUCUGGAUUUGACUCAACAUGUCAGGAGUUGACAUAUGCCCUGUGGUGUGGUAAACUUUUAUCAAAGUUUGUCAAGGAUAAUCAUGGUUUUUUUCCAACUUGGGCCUUAUCCUAAACUCUGUGCAUGUCUCUCGGGAUGCAAGUCAUGAUUAGAUGUUGGUUGGUCUUCCACUUUUUUACAGACAAAACUCACUCAUUGACUUUUAUGAUCCUUUUGCUUUUGGCUUAUCAUGUGUGAGUGUUUGAGUGACUUUGUUUGUCGUCUGAGCCUCUGAUUAGCAUGCUUUUAUAUCCAAAUAAUGUGUUAAAAAUAUGGAAAACACCAUACUAACUCAUUGUCACUAAUCGUUCCUGUUCCUGUGUUCCUUCAAGCUCGCAUUUAGCACGGGCCUCACGACAUCCUGCAUGAUAGUGUUUAUGUUACUUAACUUGUCUCUCCGCCUUGCAUGACGCCAUUCUUUGAAAAAGCUAAUCUGGAUGGAGCAUGUUAUGUUUGUUAUGAAUCUUAUUUUUGCCUUAAACCUAACAAACCCGUAGGUGAGUCCACACUACAAGAUAUCGCCUCUUAACUUUUAAACCCCUGCUUUUGAAACAAAGACAAUUAAAUUUUAAUUACAAUAGGAUUGCUCAUGAAUUAUAACUGGAUAAUCUACAGCUGAUGUUAUACAAAAAUGUAACAUUGCAUUAGAACAGGGAUUUUUUUUGAGGUAUGAGGCGGGCCUCCCCUGGGAGAUGCAGCGACUUAAAAAAAAUAAUCUUUUUUUCAAACCUGCUAGGUUGACCUCAGUUACUGUAUGUUUAAAGGCAAUCAAGUAAUUGUUUGUUCGUACGGUGAGAGAGUCUUGUGUGUGCACAGACCUCCACAAAAUAUUCUAAAAAAAAUCAGUUCUUCGGGCAGGAAAAGAGGCUCCAGCUGUGUUAUAUUCUCUGAGGAUAGGCUCACUGUGUGACACCUUGAAAACCCCUGCUCUAGAUUAAUUUAAAUCACAUUUUUUAACGUUACACACUUUUUUUAAACCAAACAAAUGUAUUGGUAUUUAUAAAGUACUGCUAAAACAAAAUUGACCUUCCAUUGGAAUAUAAUUGGUCAUCGUGGAAUAUUAACGCAUGCUACACAAAACUGUCCACAUGUCCCAUGUACUAAUUCAUAAAAGAUGUUAACUUUGACAGGGAAAUUGCAAAACCACAUCUAUUCUGUGAAAUACAGAGGUUUUUGGGAAGUCUUUGCAGUACAUGUUUGUAAUAAUCACUUCUUAGCAAGUAUUAUAUAAUAGUAAGGCAUGAACAUAAGACCCAAGUUGCACUAACCCUGAAUCAUGUAGAAAAUAUGCAAACAUAUCAAAGACAAAUGUUGACCAUUGUGACUGUUGAGGUUCCCAGAAUAUCUGUGAAUAUUUUAAUCAAAGCUUUCAUUCUAUCAGACAACUGUUAAAUGUCAAUUCUGCCGCAACAUGUAGUGUUAAACUGUUAUACCAAUAUAACCAUGCCAGGACUUUUAAAACAACACAAUAUGUGGGGGUGGUGGAAGUCAUGACGAUUUUUUAGGGAUUUUUAUUACAUAUAAAAUUGUAUUAAAAAAAAGGGGGGGAGAAAGAGAGGGGAGGGGAUUUAUAUUGCAUUCCAGAUUUUAGAUGAGGAAUAAUAAUAAUAAAUAAUCAUCAUUCCUCUUUUCUAGCUCAGUUUGAUCUCUACGGACUGCUGCCUUUCUGUUUCUAUAUCCGGAUUUUGACAUUCACUAAAAAUAGUGCAAGCAGAGAGAGGCAGGUAGGAAAAGUCUCAGACACCAAAGACUUGACAUGCCUUCAUGACAACACAUGUUCAGACUUAAGCCAUUAAAACCCACGCUCCCCUCAGCACAAACAAACAUAUCAAUCAGAAGGCUGUUCUUCCCAGCAAACCCCGUAGAGCAAACACAGAGCAUCACACUGAUAUGCCUGUUGUGGUGAUUAGAUACUGGCAAAGAGUUAGAAGGGAGGGACAAUCCUGUGUAUCAACUUUAUUUCAUUCCCGCCAUUGAGGUCUCACCUGUCAAGAAACACAAGAUAGUAUAUUGCUUUUACAGACAAUUUGAAGGUAUUACUUGGUAAAGAUUUUUUUCAAAUGUUUGAGUCAGACGAAAGAACCAUGUUAAGCUUGCUAGAUGUACUAUUCCAAUAAAAAAAAUAGCAGCCUUGCUUACGUUACAAUAUCCACUUGUUGCCUCACCUCUUCGGACAUGUUUUCAAAUUGUAAGAUCAACUGCGGCCACACGGUGGCCUAGUGUUUUGCAUGCUGGCCACACAGUCAGGAGAUGAGGAAGAUUUCAGUUUGAAUCUCCGUUUGGGCAUCUCUGUGUGACGUUUGCAUGUUCUCCCCACAGGUUUUCUCCGGGUAUUCCGGUUUCCUCCCACAUUCCAAAAAUAUGCAUGUUAGGUUAAUUGGAGAUUCUAAAUAGGUAUGAAUGUGUGUCCGGGUGUAACCCGCCUCUCGCCCAUAGUCAGCUGGGAUAGGCUCCAGCAUACCCCGGCGACCUUAAUGAGGACAAGCGGCAUAGAAAAUGGAUGGAUGGAUGGAAAGUCAGUUCCAAUUCCACAUCAGCAAAGUUGCAGUCUCAAAAUGACCUCUUUCCUAGAAGUUGGGCACUUAUUGUAUUUCCUCAAAUAGUGUACUCUGCUCUAAUAGGCGCCAUGCAUCAGUUAAGGCCCGCACAUACUCCGCAAAAACAGAGGAAUUUGUUCGUUUUCUCAAGAUGGCAAGAUUUCAUACUACAUGAGAAUGUAAGCAUUAGCCAUGCCCGCUUUUACAUUUCUGAGUUGUCAGACACCCCGUAAGAUAAACGUUUUGCCCAGAUAAUGUGUUGAGAACAAGCUGCGAGAACUCCCAAAUGUGAUUUGAGAGAGACGUUUCCCAUUUCUCUGUUCUUGUAGAGUAUGUACUUAUACCUUUAAGUCAUCUGGUACAUCGUCAAAUUAAACACCUUACCUCUAAUCAACGACAGCAGGUGCCACGUUUCUACGACGGCUUACAGUUCAGUUUGGUACAUAACACCCUGAUUUGGUGCUACAGAUAGCUGCAUGAGCUCCAUAAAUAAUAUGACAUUCAAUGUUUAAUUAGUGAACUCAUCAAACAAAAACUGCAUUUUUAAAAAUACUUUCUCCUUUCGUUUCAUAGCAUCAUGAGGUGCACACACAAAUCUGGCAAUUACAUAAAAUCAAGGAACACCAACUAGCUAAAUAGCUGUAACUUUUUCCACACUUGUCUGAAACUUGUGAAGGGACCAAUUAGUUAAACUUCUUGCAUUACUGAUACAACAGGAACCACCGACUAUAGAAGGGCGAGUGAACUGUGAAUCCGAGUCAGGUAUACAUCACAGUUGUCCAGUAUAUACGUACACUCCUGAUCAAAAUCUUAACACCAAUUGAAAAAUUGAAAGAAUUUGUAUUGUGCACAUUUGGAUCUUAAUGAGGUUUUAAGUAGAGCUACAAUAUGCAAACGCAAGAAGGGGGAGUGAGACAAAAAAAAACAUUUGAAACUUGUAAUUUAAACCAAAAACAAAAUGAAAUAGGUUGUUUUUCACCUGAUUAAAAGUUUAAGACAACAGGCUAUAAAAGCCAAAAUCUGCUCAAAAUGUUCAUUUUCUGUCAGGCAUUCACACUGUCAUGCCCUCCUGAUGGCUAAAGCUAAGAAGCUUUCUCUUUUUGAAAGUGGUCGGAUUGUGGAGCUGCAUAAGCAAGGCCUCUCGCAGCGUGCCAUUGCUGCUGAGGUUGGGCACAGUAAAUCAGUCAUUCUACAUUUUUUGAAAGAUCCUGAGCAUUAUGGAACAAAAAAGUCAAGUGGUAGACCCAAAAAAACCCCCACCUGCGCUGAGCCGGAGGAUCCGAUUGGCUGCCCCUCAAGACACAGGGCGGUCUUCCACCCAAAUUAAGGCCUUUACUGGUGCCGACUGCAGUGCAAUAACCAUCAGAUGGCAUCUGCAGGAAAAGGGUUUAAAAAACAAAAUACGAAUUCAAAGCCCUCGUCUCCUUCAAUGCCACAAAACUGCCCGUUUAGACUUUGCCAGGGAGCAUCAAACAUGGGACAUUGAAAGGUGGAAAAAAGUUUUAUUCUCUGAUGAAAAAAAAUGUAACCUUGACGGUCCAGAUGGCUUCCAACGUUACUGGCAUGACAAGGAGAUCCCACCUGAGAUGUUUUCUACCCGGCACAGUGGAGGGGGUCCAUCAUGAUCUGGGGUGCUUUUUCAUUCAGUGGAACACUGGAGCUUCAGGUGGUGCAGGGUCGUCAAACGACGGUGCUUACGUGAAGAGGUGGCAGCGGGCAUCCCUCAUGACUGAGGGCCCUCGUCUGUGAGGUAACAGUUGGGUUUUUCAACAGGACAACGCUGCAGUUCACAAUGCUCGCUUGACCAAGGUCUUCUUCAGGGAGAAUAACAUCACUCUUUUGGACCAUCCUGCAUGUUCUUUUUGAUUUAAAUCCCAUAGAGAACAUUUGGGGAUGGAUGGCAAGGGAAGUUUAUAAAAAUGGCCAUCAGUUCCAGACAGUUGAUGCCCUUCGUGAAGCCAUCUUCACCACUUGGAGCAAUGUUCCCACUAGUCUCCUGGAAACACUCGCAUCAAGCAUGCCCAAACCCAUUUUUGAAGUGAUUAACAAGAACGGUGGAGCUACUCAUUACUGAGUCCUACUGAGAACAUUUUUUGUUCUGGUUUGGAGAGUUUUUUGUUAUUUUUUGAGCGAUAGUCUUAAACUUUUGAUCAGUUAAUAAACAGUCUAUUUCAGUUUAAUUGUUGUUUUCAAAAAAUUACUUUUUCAAAAUGCUUUUUGUCCCACUCCCCCUUCUUGCUUUUGCAUAUUGUAGCUCUACUUAAAACCUCAUGAAGAUCCAAAUGUGCAAAAUGCAAAUUCUAGCAAUUUUUCAACUGGUUUUAAGAUUUUGAUCAGGUCUGUAUAUAAAGGCCUCCUAGCAAAUCGAUACCUCAUUUAAAUAAAGCCUGAUGAGUAAAAACACCCGUCCACCAUUUGAAAAAAAAAAUCCGCUGUCGCAAAUGGAUGUGUGUAAAAUAAACAGAAGGUUUACGUUCAGAAGUUGUACAGGCAAAUUUUUUAUUUAUUUGGGGAAAGGUAAGGUUUAAAACAUUGGGGUGUUGGGCACAGUGUUCUUAUUCUACAAUCGCAAUUCAUAGCUAUCAUGAAGAAACUCGACUCAAGUUGUGUUGUUGCCAUUAAAAUGAAGUUUGUACCUUGUGACUCUUAAAAACUUUUUAUAUUUGUGUUUAAUAUAUAAAUGCGUACCUCCGUCAACUUUUGUACAAGACCUAUAGUAUUUCCAGAUGCGUACGAAACACAACUCACAAAGCAGUCUGUCUCUGUGACAGAUAAAUGUUGUAUAACUACAAAAUUUUUUGUUUUGUCUUUACGAAACCACACCUUUUUUUUGUAAGUUAUUGGUACACAUUUCCAAGUGACUUUGAUUUGGUUACUCUUGUACUACUAAGCUGUGUAUUUGCAAGCACUGUAAAUGCGAUUCUCAUUGGAUUUGUCCUGUACAUUUAGUACUCUGAUGUUGCUCUUAAUAAAAUGUAAAACAACUUCCUAUUCAAGAGGAUAUUUGUUGAAAUGGAUCCACAAUAAUACCGCACAAAAUAAAAUAUCUGAAGACAAAUUAAGUGUACUCUAUGCAUUUAUUGUAUUAUUGGAUUAUAUUGAACUAAAAUUAUAGAUUGUCAUUUCUGUCAGCAAAUCAAACCAAAAUCUUAAUCAUCAAAACAAAACAACAAAAAUAGUUACUAUUAUUUUAUAAGCCAUGGUUGAGCUGGAAAUUGCCAAAAUAGCAUGUUCCUGAGAAAACAUGCUGAUGCAAACAUACACAGUAUUAACAAAUUGUAAAAAAAAAUCUCAGUAUUAAGACUAAUGUGACUUCAGUGUGUGUAGUUUUCAACAUUCCGUUACAUUGUUCAGUCAAUUACUAAAGCCGAUGCAUGUCAUCUUACAACAAAUAUGGUUGAUCAAUACAGCUUAGUCAUGAUUCCCAAAAUAAUUACUUAAAAAUAUUUAAGUGAAAUACAGUGACUAAUAAAAAGCAUAGACAACUAGAUAUAGUCUAAAUAAAAGUAAAUAGGUCAUUAAAGGUCCCCUGGGAUGCAAAAUGGACUUCAAUGAUGUUAUAACAAUAAUAUGUGUCUUAAGAGCCUGUUUUGAGCACCAAACAUGAGAAAAAUGUAUCAUUUCCUUCAUAGUUCAUGCUUUUGCUUUUGAAGUUCUGGGUUUUCCUGACAUAAUGAAUUGAAGGAAAAACCUCUCCUUUCUCAUGGACUUGAAACCGCCUCUGACCCUGAACAAGCUACAUGGGCCCACCCCGUGUAAACACCCACCACUUCACUGAGGACAGCUUUGUGAAAAAAUGUUUUUAAAACAAGCAGACCUCACCACACAUCUAAAAAUAAAGCCUGUACCCUUGCCAGUACAUUUACACACAUUAAUAAUGGAUGUGAGCCACAUGAAAAUAAAAAACUGGAUAUACAGUGUAAGAUAUUAUCAUUACACGUAUAGAAUCAAGAAGAGCUUCUUCACACACUAACAUAGCACAAGUAGAGUUGUGCAACACUCCCAGAUAACCGAUGGAAAAAUACUAGAGGAAGAGGCAGACACACAAUAGAUGCAGAUGCAUUGUUCUCACUCACACGAGCUAAACUUUCACUUCUACACAAGCUUAAGUUUCACUUUCAAGAUUUUGUAUUGUUUCAUUCUGGGCUCUUCUUCGAACGUCCUCAUUGAUGAUGAGUCCUGUGCUCUGUAACCAGAUGUAUUGCUCUUAUUUUUCAUACUAUUUUUUUUUUUUGCAAUAUUUUACACAAUUUGAAAACCUUUUAAAUAGUGCGAUCAUUGCUUACUUCUCUUCGCUGUCCAAAAAACAGGAAGAAAAGCUGGAGAAAAGAAUUGUGUUCUACAACUGGUAGGCACUAAACACAGCCUUAUUCUUGACACAAGUUUUCUGUUGAAAUUCUAUUGGUUUUCAUAGAACUAUUGGUUUAGUUACAUCUUUGUUUUUCAAGCUGUUUUCCUUGUGUCUGCUCACUUUUGGUCAUUGAUUUCAGGUGGUCUCAUUGGCUCUGCCCUGCUUCUUCUCAUUCGACUAAUCAAUUCCUUGCCUGUUCUUGUGUUCGACCAGCUGGAUUUCACCUUGGUGAUU
Molecule: messenger RNA, 11658 nt
Organism: Dunckerocampus dactyliophorus (ringed pipefish)
Lineage: Eukaryota; Metazoa; Chordata; Actinopteri; Syngnathiformes; Syngnathidae
Gene: ajap1
Product: adherens junctions associated protein 1
Exons: 6
Coding region: 839-2023 (394 amino acids)
Cellular component (GO): plasma membrane; adherens junction; cell-cell contact zone
Molecular function (GO): beta-catenin binding
Source: RefSeq, a predicted model, not a curated record